GAUGAGGACAUUAGCAGAGCAGCAAACUCACAGGAGCUUCAUCUGGAAAAUCUGACAAAGAAACAGUAUGCGCUUUCUGCCCCAACGAAGCUCAACAGCUCACUGGAGCUCACACCACUACCUGGCCUGUUUGUUCAUCAUGGUCACCUGCUCCGGACCAGCUUCGGCUCUCCACGUCCCUCCGGCCAACACGGGCCUCCGCUCUGCUUUCUCUGCCACCCGAACCAACAGCGUAGUGGGAGGCAAGCAGAAGGCGGUGACCUUCAACAAGCUCAUGGUCAACAUCGGCGGGGACUUCAACCCGGACAGCGGCCACUUCCGCUGCCGCAUCCCGGGGGCUUAUUACUUCUCCUACUCCGUGGGGAAGUUCCCCAAGAAGAUGCUUUCGGUCAUACUGGUGAAGAACGGAGAGGAGGUGCAGGCCAUAGCGUACGAUGACUACCGCAAGAAAGGCAGGAAAGUCCAGAGCCAGAGCGUGAUGAUCAGCUUGAAGGAAAUGGACACCGUGUGGCUGCUUCUACAGCAGAGCCCCCAGUACGCUCUGUACAGCAACGCCGGGCCUUACAUCACCUUCUCCGGUUAUCUCGUCUAUCCCGACAUCCCACCGACCAGCUACAUCAGCAACCACCUGUCCUCCCCGGCGCUGUCCUACCCAAACUGCCCCUCUCAGGCCGACAACGGGGUCAGAGGUCAAGCGACGGAGCAGUCGGCCUUCUCGGUGGCCCGGACGUCCACGUUAAUGGGUCACAGCAGCAGGCAGCAGGACAAGCCGCCCCUGACCUUUGACGUGGAGUAUGUCAACAUCGGAGGCCACUUCAACAAAACAUCGGGCCUGUUCACCUGCCACGUCCCGGGGGCGUACUUCUUCGCCUACACUGUGGGGAAACACCCCCGCAAGGCCGUUUCCGUGAAGCUGAUGACCGGGAAGGGCGAGGUGCAGGCGAUGGUGUUCGAUGAGGACACGUCAAAGAGGAGGGAGAUGCAGAGCCAGAGCCUGCUGCUGUCUCUCCGUGGAGGCGACAGAGUUUGGCUGUACAGCCAGCAGGAUGAGCGUUACGCCGUUUACAGCAACCAGGGGAGGUACACCACGUUUUCUGGCUUCCUGGUUUAUCCUGAUGCAGAAACGCCUUCCACCAACCAGGACAGAACUCACCUAUAAAGGCCUUCACUCUUCACGUUGUCGUUAAAUAAACAAACCUGUAGUAAAUCUGUAGCUUGUUUCCUCGUGGACGGAGCAGAGAGAGUCUUCAGUCUGCUGUCAGUGUAGUGUAAGUGCUUUUAUGGCUUUGUUAUUAUCUCUAUUGUAUUUUCUUAGUAAAUAAUAAUGAAAGAGUUGCUGAAUUUACUCCACAAGAUGGUGCUGUAACACAAUUAUGGACAUUCAGCAGGAGGCAAGACUCUUGUCCUUAAAGUGCAAUUAGCUACAAGAGAUCACAAAAGAAUACAUGUGUGUUUAUAUAAUACGUUAAUGAUUAAUCAACAUUUUUGGGGGGGAUUCUUUUAUAUUUGGAGAUUUUGUUACAUGUAAAAAUUAAAAAAAAAUCAUUGUUGCAAGAACAAGUGAAUAUGUAUAUUCUGUAAAAUGUAUUAAAAUGGAUUUACUAUCAAAACGA
Molecule: messenger RNA, 1613 nt
Organism: Stegastes partitus (bicolor damselfish)
Lineage: Eukaryota; Metazoa; Chordata; Actinopteri; Pomacentridae
Gene: c1qtnf13
Product: C1q and TNF related 13
Exons: 2
Coding region: 68-1159 (363 amino acids)
Molecular function (GO): protein binding
Source: RefSeq, a predicted model, not a curated record